This is a messenger RNA of Puccinia graminis f. sp. tritici CRL 75-36-700-3, 781 nucleotides long. RefSeq lists its product as uncharacterized. The transcript has 2 exons. Gene Ontology annotation, cellular component: mitochondrial inner membrane peptidase complex. NCBI's taxonomy places the organism in Eukaryota, Fungi, Basidiomycota, Pucciniomycetes, Pucciniales, Pucciniaceae. Bases 19 to 504 code for a protein of 161 amino acids. The record is from RefSeq and is a predicted model, not a curated record.
GUCGAGCAGGCCCCGGUGAUGGCUCGCAUGCAGUUUGGCGGGCGUCCGGUCGAAGAGGACGACGAAGCUGGUCUGUUAAGACUUAACAACUAUAAAAGAAACGAACCACGAAAGCAGAUGGGGACCCUGCAUACGACCAUGUCGACGACCCCAGUAGUCAGGGGACCUGCGGGGCCCGCCGAGCCUCCUCCAAGACCAGCAGCUGUACUCCCAAUAGUCGAGCCAGUCCGGAUCACCGAAGGCGUCGAGGAGCUCGUCGGAGACGGAUGUCGCGGGCUCAUCAGCAGACUCGAGCAGUUCUCUUGUCGGCCAGACUCGCUUAGAGGGACCAUCCAGAACCCGCAAUGGAUCUGUGUGCCGAUCCAUCGAUUCUUUAAACUGUGUCGCUCAGCAAGCAGGACGAUUUCCGUCGAGAUCCCGCCUCCCCAGUCAACCGACCCGACCCGACCCACAAAAAAAAACGAACUGACGAGCAACGAGCGAAUCGAGGAAGCCCUGACCUGAUACUCAACUAACAUUAGAGAAGAAGACGAAAAAAAAGCUAUUUGUUUAUCGAUGUGAAGCUUGACUUAGUAGAUGUUUCUAUAUUCUUGAUCUGCCAGCAGACUUUUCAAACAAGACACAUGUAUACAUAACACAUUUGCUUCGUAAACUUCAUCCGUAUUUCCUGCCAACCAGUUCACUUGAGAGCCGAUUUAUGACCAGAUGGCAGACACCAGAAAAGAGCAACCAAAAACACUUGACUACCUUGUUGUCGUCAAGCUUACUACAGAGACUGCAC